This is a messenger RNA of Trichoderma breve, 4281 nucleotides long. Its product is annotated as cytoskeletal-regulatory complex EF hand domain-containing protein. The record is from RefSeq and is a predicted model, not a curated record. Gene Ontology annotation, cellular component: plasma membrane; nucleus; mating projection tip. Gene Ontology annotation, molecular function: calcium ion binding; actin binding. Bases 1 to 4281 code for a protein of 1426 amino acids. Gene Ontology annotation, biological process: endocytosis; actin cortical patch assembly; endosomal transport. NCBI's taxonomy places the organism in Eukaryota, Fungi, Ascomycota, Sordariomycetes, Hypocreales, Hypocreaceae. The transcript is spliced from 4 exons.
AUGUAUUCCAACUCGAACGCCUUCCUAGGAGGCAACAGUCCUCGCCCGGGGACUGGACAGCAGCAGUAUGGCGGCUCCUUUGGCGGUCUUGGGCCUGGCCAGCAGCCGGGUCAACAGCCGGGCCCCUUUGCGCCGCAGCCCACGGGCUUCGGACAGCAGCCAUUGCAGCAGCAAUACACCGGAUAUCCGCUGCAGGCCCAGCAGACGGGAUACCAGCCGCAGCAGCAGCCAUUGCAGCAGCAGUAUACCGGGUUUCCGGGACAGGCUCAGCCGCAGCAGUUCCAGACAUCGAGCGCCCCGCCAAUGCCGUCGAUUCCUCCCCAAUUCCAGCAGCAGUUUCAACAGCAGCAGCAACAGCAGCCGCCUCAACUUCAACAGCAGGUGCCGCAGCCGACGGGAUUUCCAUCCGUGCCGCCUCAGCAGCAGUCUAGCUCGACAAUCUCCCCUCCUCCUCCUCCGAUAAAGCCGCAGCCGACUGGGUUCGCGGAAGUGGCCGCGUCUUUCCAGACGGGCGGUACGGCCAAACCCCAGGGACGAAGAGGCGAAAAGACGCAGAGCAAGAUCCCCAACAUUAGGCUGUCUUUCAUUACCGCCGCGGAUCAAGCAAAGUUCGAGACGCUCUUCAAGUCCGCUGUGGGAGAUGGCUCGGCGACAAUGUCGGGAGAAAAGGCUAGGGACCUUUUGAUACGCUCCAAGUUGGAUGGUGAAGCCUUGUCACAUAUCUGGACUUUGGCGGAUACCACGCGAGCGGGACAGCUAUACUUCCCCGAAUUCGCACUUGCCAUGUAUCUUUGCAACUUGAAGCUCACAGGCAAGACACUGCCACCCACUUUGCCCGACCAUGUCAAAAACGAGGUGUCUAGCAUGGUCGACAUCAUCGGCUUUAGCGUGGCAGAUGAAGGCCCCUCUACGAGCCAGGCGGCCAAUGUGCCGACUAUUGAACAGCCGAAGCCGCAACCACCACCACCAUCAAACUCACAGCUUCUCCAAGCGCAGAUGACGGGCUUUCCUGGACAGCAACAGCCACAACAGCAAGGAUUUGGAGGACAAUCGCAAGGUCUCCAACCUCAGCCGACGGGCUACGCCAACUUACAAAAUCCUCAGCCAACAGGAUUCAAUGGCCCCCUUCCUCCAUUGCCCCCUAUGCCUACCGGAUACGGCGGCCCUGGUGGCAUGGCUCGCAUGAUGCCUCAGGCGGGCCGUGAGGGUGGUACCUUUACCACGGCUGGCCUUCAGGGCAAUGCUGUCAUUCCGUGGGCUAUUACCAAGGAAGAGAAGACCAGAUACGAUGCCCUCUUCAAAGCCUGGGAUGGUCUUAGAAAGGGCUAUAUUGGUGGCGACACGGCUAUUGAGAUCUUUGGCCAAAGUGGCCUUGAGAAGCCUGACUUGGAGAGAGUCUGGACGUUGGCCGACCACGGCAACAAGGGCCGCCUGAACUUGGAUGAAUUUGCUGUCGCUAUGCAUUUAAUCUACAGAAAGCUAAACGGAUACCCAAUGCCCAACGUGCUGCCUCCCGAGCUUGUCCCACCCUCUACUCGCAACUUCAGUCAGUCUAUCGGCACCCUGAAAUCGAUGUUGCAUGAAGAGUCUGAUUUCCGCAAGAACUCUGGCGCUGCCCUGCUGCCCCAAAAGACUGGCGUUAGUUAUAUGAAGAAUCGAUCAUUCCGAGGCGGCCCUAGUCCUGCUGCUGGUGGACGCAAGGAUGCUACAGUGUUCAGGAAUGACGAUGAAGAGUUUGGAUACAGGUCUAGUGCUCGCCGAAGGCUGGGAGGAGCUUCUCCCCGAGCCGAAUCCCCAGCCGCGUCUUCUGUCGGCUCCAACGAUGACUUGACCCUGGAUGAGCUAAGGAAAAAGGUCAAGGAGAAGCAGAUCUUGCUCGAUGCUAUGGAUUUUGCCGAUGAGAGGAACAACGAAGAGGACGACAUCUUGGACCGACGCGAUCGCCGCGAGGCAGAGGAGCUCUACCGUCGCAUCCGACGUAUCCAGGAUGACAUUGAUGCGCACCCAGACGCCGCACUUGCUGUUGGUAACUCGGACGCCGAGACGAGAGCUCUGAAGCGCCAGCUCCAGAAUCUCACGGAUAAGGUUCCCCAACUUGCAUCCCAGGUCCGAAAGACAGAAAAGGCAAUCAUGGAAGCAAGACUUGAGCUUUUCCGUCUCAAGGAUGCCAAGGCUCACCCUGGCAGCGCAUCGUCCAUUGUCGGAACUGGUCCCGGCGGAUCAGUCACGGAAUCGGACCGGCUCAAGGCUCGAGCCAAGGCCAUGAUGCAACAGAGAACUGCUGCUCUGACAGGCAAGAAGAUUGAGACUACCUCUGAGGAUUUUGACGCCCCCAAGAGGCUUGAGGAAGAGACCAUCAAGGUUAAGAAUGAAAAGGAGGGCAAUGAGCGCAUGGUCCGCGAUGUUGAGGAAAGUGUCCGUGAAUUCUCGCGCAGCAUCGAGGACAACCUCAACGAUACUGGAAAGGACAACAGCAGUGAGCAUGAGAGGCGUCGCUGGGAGGACGCUCUCGGUGUUGAGGAUGAAGUUCGAGACUUCAUCUUCGAUCUCCAGCGCGAGAGCCGGGCAGCCCGCGUCCGGGCCCAGGAUAAGCGCUCUACACGGCCUUCAGCAGCAGACGAGCCUCGCCGAGAAAGAGCUGCUGCCGCGGCUCCCCAGCAGGACGAAAGUCCCGCUCCAGCUUCGCGUACUGCCACUCCUUCUUCUACAGCAGGUGGCGGUUCGUACUCUUCGUACAAGACGCCUGAGGAGCGUGCUGCCUUUAUCAAGCAGCAAGCUGAACAGCGCAUGGCUGAGCGUCUCGCAGCUCUGGGUAUCAAGGCACCAACCAAGUCUGGAGAGACAGCUGCUCAGCGUAUAGAGCGCGAAAGGAGCGAAAGAGCUGCCAAGUUGCGCCAGGCUGAGGAGGAGGACGCCCGCCGGGAAGCUGAACGACAAGCCCGCCUUGCCGAAGAACAGGGAAUCCCACCUCCGGCUGUGGAAGAGGCGCCGGCGGCUGCGGCUAAGAAGCCUCCGCCACCUCCAUCAAGAAAGGGAGGGAAAGCCGAAAAUGAUCGCGAUGUGGCGAGAAAGGCAGAGGAAGAGGCUGCCAGGGCUGCCGAAGAGGAGCGCCUGGCUCGGGAGCAUGAGCAGCAACAGAGGCAAGCCGAACAAAUGAGGCAAAAAGUAGAGGAGGAGGAAGACGAAUUUGAAAAGGAGCAACGUGAAGCUGCGGAACGGCUCAAGGCUCUGGAAGAACAGGUUCGACAAGGAAAGCUACGAAAGGAAGAAGAGAAGAAAAAGAAGAAGGCAGCUGCGGCAGAAGCCAAGGAAAAGGAAGCCAAGCUAGCUGCUCGUCGUGCAGAGAUGGAGGCUGCCAAACAGCGUGAACUCGAGCUGCAGCGCCAACUCGAGGCUAUCAACGACGAAGAUAGCUCGUCAUCCGAUGAAGACGAAGGCCAGCAGCAAGCUACACCACAGGCUUCGACCCCGUCGCCUGAGCAGAGAGUGAGCUCACCACCUGCUCCCGCUGCCGCUGCCCCUCCCCCUCCCCCUUCGGCCGUCUCUCCACCACCUGUUCCCACGGUGGUUACCUCUCCCCCCGCUGAGACGGAGAGCAAAAACCCCUACUUCAAGAUGAUGUCGCAGUCAUCGGAAGCAUCUUCCCCAGCCGCACCAAAGGAAGCAACAACACCUGCAGCUGACAUUUCCACCAACCCAUUCCACCGCAUGACGCAGGAUAUCAAGUCUGCCCCCGUGCCAACUCCCGCUCCCGCCCAGCCUUGGUCUCGCAAGCGAGCCGAUUCUGACGACUGGGGCUCCGAGAAGGAGUCGGACGACGAAGACUCUGACGAUGACCGGCCCGGCGGUGGCAACGCUGCUCAGCUGGCGUCCAUCUUGUUUGGUACCAUGGCGCCACCAAGGCCGCUCUCCGCUGCUGGUAGAGAUUCGUCGCCAUCCACGCCUGCCCCGGCAAGCGAGGCGAUAUCUUCUCCUCCACCUCUGCCGAGCGGAACGCCUGUCGGAGCUCCUCCACCGCCUCCUCCCAUGCCAGACGCUGCAAGCCCACCUCCUCCUCCGCCAAUGGCUCCUAUGGGAGGUCCUCCUCCUCCUCCGGCCUUACCUGGCGGUGCACCUCCUCCACCACCUCCUCCUCCUCCUGGCGGUGCUCCGGCAUUACCAGCAGCAGGCGGCGGCCGUCCCGCUGGCUUCUUGGGAGAGAUUCAAGCCGGAAGAUCUCUCAAGAAGACGACGACAAAGGACAAGAGCGCAGCUGCCGUCGCUGGCCGAGUUCUGGACUAG